AUGCACGUGAUGAAAUGUGUCAUUUCUUGCACACUCUUUAAACAUAGUUAUGUAGGGCACCCUUUAGAGGUGGUCGACUAGACUCUCUGUCCAGCCUGCUGAUCAGGACGGAUGUGGUGUGGAGUUCAGUUAGAAACAGGAAGCUCGUUCUACUCUCCCCCUUAACAGCUCUGUCACAGCAGCCUGUCUGUAAGUGGAGCUGUCAGUGUGAUGGAGGUGGCCUGAAGAGGCUUUACUGAAGGUAUGAUAGCGAUCUUCAGCCUACAAGGAUCUGUCCUCACCAUUGUGUCUGUGGCAUCGCUCAGUGUUUUCUCCGCUUUCUGCCUGUGGUGCAGGAGGAAAACCAUGAUCCAAUCCCAGUGUUAGUGUACCAGAAUGUUGAUGAGAGUACAAAUGCAGAGACCAGACAUUCUGAAACUGUUAUGUAGGGCACCCUUUAGAGGUGGUCGACUAGACUCUCUGUCCAGCCUGCUGAUCAGGACGGAUGUGGUGUGGAGUUCAGUUAGAAACAGGAAGCUCGUUCUACUCUCCCCCUUAACAGCUCUGUCACAGCAGCCUGUCUGUAAGUGGAGCUGUCAGUGUGAUGGAGGUGGCCUGAAGAGGCUUUACUAAAGGUAUGAUAGCCAUCUUCAGCCUACAAGGAUCUGUCCUCACCAUUGUGUCUGUGGCAUCGCUCAGUGUUUUCUCCGCUUUCUGCCUGUGGUGCAGGAGGAAAACCAAAAUAAUACAUGAAGAGAAUCAAAUUUAUGACCCUCAAAUAUUCUUACAUAACUCUGCCCACUCCACAGCCAAGGCGAAGGUAACAGAUUUGCAGUAAUGCGAUCUCAAACAGUCACACGAUCCAACCAGAUUAUAAGAGAGCUGCCGCCAACACCAGUGGAACCAAUACCACAAGCUCCGAUGGGAAACUUUGAACCAACAUAUGUAGAUCCAAUGCCAGUGUUAGUGUACCAGAAUGUUGAUGAGAGUACAAAUGCAGAGACCAGACAUUCUGAAAUUGAUGAUGAUCAAUGUUCAUAUGAGAACGUUUUUCCAUCUAGUGAUACAAUCAGCCGUGACUCUGAUGGAUCAGAUUACGAGAACUCUGAAUUCCUGGAGAAAAUCAAAAUGGGGUCAGGGGAUGAUGAACCAGUUUAUGUGAACAAAACUGCAUGAUAUGGAAACUACAUGCUCAACGAGUAGAUGACUAUGGGAAUGGAUUUUUCUUACGAUCUUUGUUGAGAUGCUUGGACAAAUGCUAAGUGAUACAAAUGUCAAUGUGCUAUACCAGAGCAAUGCCAUAAGGGUAAACGCCCAAACAGUGUUACUACUUCAUAAUGAAUUCCCUUGAGUCUAAAAAUGUAGGGGAAGCAUGUACAGUACUUUGAUUGUUGGAGUGUUACAUAGUAAUUGUCACCAUCUAGUGGUACAAGAUGAAUAAAAGAGCUCAGAAACAGUUGUAAAAUGUAGAUAACAUAUGUCAGUCUGUAAUAAUAAAUCCUUAAUUCAAAA
This is a messenger RNA of Salmo salar (Atlantic salmon), 1491 nucleotides long. RefSeq lists its product as uncharacterized. NCBI's taxonomy places the organism in Eukaryota, Metazoa, Chordata, Actinopteri, Salmoniformes, Salmonidae. The record is from RefSeq and is a predicted model, not a curated record.